UAAUUCUUUUUUUCUUUCUCUGCUUCAACUGUGGUUCGUUUCUCCCAUAUAUAAACCAUUCCUUUUUCCUUUAGUUUUCGAAACCAUAUUCUCGAUUUAUCCUAUUCUUCUUAUUCCUUUUAUUAUUUUACUCUGCUAAUAUAUAAUAUAUCAUCUCUUUCCUCCUUCCACCUUAUAAUAAUACAAUCCCCAUUCUAUCUUUCAUUCCAAUUAUCUUCUCAACUAUAUCCCUAACUAUAUUCUCUAUUGUUCUCUAUUGUUCUCUAAAAUGACCACCAACUAUGUUCCACAGCUUAGAACUACUGCUAAGCAAAAGUUCCUAUACCAACCUUCUCCCCAACCACAACUAAGCUAUAGAUUCUACAGCAUGAAUUCUAUGCCCAAAAACCACUCAAACAAAAGUGACCUUAAAAUCACCAAAAUUUGCGAAAACCAAAAGACUGUUGCUUUAAUUCCUGAAAAUUUAAAUAAUCCUGAUGUUCCCUCAACAAAAUUGCAAAAGAGAAACAUGUUUCCAAAUUACACUGAACAAAACUCGUUUCUUUUCGGUCAAGAAAACAAUUACACUCAAGAACAAUUCAUCCAAAGAUUAAAACAAAAGAGAUUGCAAAGAUUGCAAAGAUUAGAAAAGAAAAAAGAUGGCUUGGAGGAGAUUUUUAGUAAAUAUAAAUCUGAUAUUGAAUAAUACCUAGUUCACCCUUAUUCAUAAAUCAUCUUUUAUAUUAUACGAUAAUUUACACUAUCACUCAUGCCUAUAUCAUAUAAACUACAAUCAUCGUUCUCAUCUUCAUGAUCUUUAUUACUUCCAUUCUCAUACUCAUUAUUUCAUUUUCAUUACGUUUUUACUUCAUUUCAAUUUGUCAAAUAAAUCAUUCUCUUUUCCUCCACUUUCUCUACUUAUUUUGUUUGCUUUAUCUUACUACACCCUUAUGCUGCGUAUUUUAUUACACUUUUGAUUUAUGGUUAUCAUUUGACGUAUUUUAUUAUAUUAUCCUAUUUAUUAUGUAUUUCUCAUUUUUCUAAUGAUUUUUUUAUUCAUUUUUUUAUUUAUUUAGCUACUCUACUUAACAAGUAAUCAAAUAAAUUCAUUUAUUAAAAUC
Messenger RNA from Ascoidea rubescens DSM 1968, 1100 nucleotides. RefSeq lists its product as uncharacterized. The record is from RefSeq and is a predicted model, not a curated record. The annotation marks the transcript as partial. NCBI's taxonomy places the organism in Eukaryota, Fungi, Ascomycota, Saccharomycetes, Ascoideales, Ascoideaceae. The transcript has a single exon.